AGUUUCCCGCCGGCCUCGGCCGCGGGCCCCCGUGCUCGCAGGUGUAGCGCCCCCGCGCGGCGCGGGCGGCUGGGCGUCUCCAGCAUGACUGGCCAGAGCCUGUGGGACGUGUCCGAGGCCAACGUCGAGGAUGGAGAGAUCCGCAUCAACGUAGGCGGCUUCAAGAGGCGGCUGCGCUCGCACACGCUGCUGCGCUUCCCGGAGACGCGCCUGGGCCGCCUGCUGCUCUGCCACUCGCGCGAGGCCAUUCUGGAGCUCUGCGAUGACUACGACGAUGUCCAGCGUGAGUUCUACUUUGACCGCAACCCGGAGCUCUUCCCCUACGUGCUGCAUUUCUACCAUACCGGCAAGCUUCACGUCAUGGCGGAGCUGUGCGUCUUCUCCUUCAGCCAGGAAAUCGAGUACUGGGGCAUCAACGAGUUCUUCAUCGACUCCUGCUGCAGCUACAGCUACCACGGCCGCAAAGUGGAGCCCGAGCAGGAGAAGUGGGAUGAGCAAAGCGACCAGGAGAGCACCACGUCCUCCUUCGAUGAGAUCCUGGCCUUCUACAACGACGCCUCCAAGUUCGACGGGCAGCCCCUGGGCAACUUCCGCAGGCAGUUGUGGCUGGCGCUGGACAACCCUGGCUACUCGGUCCUGAGCAGGGUCUUCAGCGUCCUGUCCAUUCUGGUAGUGUUAGGGUCCAUCAUCACCAUGUGCCUCAACAGCCUGCCGGACUUCCAAAUCCCCGACAGCCAGGGCAACCCUGGUGAGGACCCCAGGUUCGAAAUCGUGGAACACUUUGGCAUCGCCUGGUUCACGCUUGAGCUGGUGGCCAGGUUUGCUGUGGCCCCUGACUUCCUCAAGUUUUUCAAGAAUGCCCUAAACCUUAUCGACCUCAUGUCCAUUGUCCCUUUCUACAUCACUCUGGUGGUGAACCUAGUUGUGGAGAGCACACCUACCUUGGCCAAUUUGGGCAGGGUGGCCCAGGUUCUGAGGCUGAUGCGGAUUUUCCGCAUCUUAAAGUUGGCCAGACACUCCACUGGCCUCCGCUCCCUGGGGGCCACCCUGAAAUACAGCUACAAAGAAGUAGGGCUGCUCCUGCUCUACCUCUCUGUGGGGAUCUCCAUCUUCUCUGUCGUGGCCUACACCAUUGAAAAGGAGGAGAACGAGGGUCUGGCCACCAUCCCUGCCUGCUGGUGGUGGGCCACUGUCAGUAUGACCACUGUAGGGUACGGGGAUGUGGUCCCAGGGACCACGGCAGGGAAGCUGACUGCCUCUGCCUGCAUCCUGGCUGGUAUCCUAGUGGUGGUGCUGCCCAUCACCUUGAUCUUCAAUAAGUUCUCCCACUUUUAUCGGCGCCAAAAGCAGCUUGAGAGUGCCAUGCGCAGCUGUGACUUUGGGGAUGGAAUGAAGGAGGUCCCUUCCGUCAAUUUAAGGGAUUACUAUGCCCAUAAAGUUAAAUCCCUCAUGGCGAGCCUGACAAACAUGAGCAGGAGCUCACCAAGUGAACUAAGUUUAAAUGAUUCCCUACAUUAGCCAGGAGGACUUAGUCUCAAACCCACAUUGCUGAGCUGUUUCUUGUGCCUCGGGCGCAGUCCAGGCACCUUAGGGUUAUGGCGUAAGGAGUAUGCCCAGCCCCAAAGGGGAGAGAUGCAUGGGAUAUGCACCCCAGGUUACUUUCACAGUAUUUAGGAUCAUUUUUAGAGGGUGGUGUGUCUGACACCAUGCCUUUGCACCUUUCAAUGGAAUGACACUCACUGGUCUUUGCAUUGUGGGCAUAAAAUGUUCACUUUUCUGCCAGAUGAGUACCACCUAGAAUGCUAACUUUUCUGUUCUUUGUGUACUCUAUUCUCGUGCUUGUGGCCGGUACUGUCUCUGAGUUGUUUGUGCUCCUGUUUCUGAGGCUGUCAUGUGAGUUCUGUACAAAAAGCCCCCACAAGUCUGUCCAGUGGAAACACAUCUCUGAGGUCAGCAAGAAUGUGAUGAGGUUUUACUCAGUCAUGUGAAAAAAAAAUCCCCAUUCUCUAUCCAUAGCUUUCAUUUUGUUUUACUACCAAGACAGAGUAUGUGAAGUUAAGCACACAUGACUGAUACAAGUCUGUGAGUUGUUUUUAUAAGCGACCUGUCGCUCUGUGACUUGCACGGAUACCCUGCUCACUUUUAGAAUGAUGUACACUGAUGUUCAUCUCUUAAAUGUUGCUCUUUCUAGAGAAUGUUAUCCUGUUAAACAUCUAGUGAAGAUUGACAUUUUUUCCCAAGAACAAAUGCAUUAGGGACAGGGGCUUCAGCUAAAAAUAGGCCAGAUCACAGGAUGCUUUCAAGUUAGACUUCCAUCUUUCCUAGGGUGGUUGUGGAGACAUUUCUUUCUGGCUGAGGUUCCUGGUCUAGGUCCUUUGACCAAACUUUGCUGUGUCUUAGAUAUUAGCAUGUUUUUGAAAUAUUUCUUUUUAAAAAGAUGUUUAGAAAUAAGAUCGUAUUGUCUUUCUCAACUGAAAAGAGGUUUACUGUUGUAUUGUCUUUCUGAGGCAAAUAUAGUCGGGUUGCUAGCAAGGGCAGUAGCUUAGAAAAUUUCCUUGCCUGCUCUGUAAGCUUAUAAAAUGCGAGCCCUUUUAUUUCCAAGCAGAAUUUACUUAGGUAAUUUUGCUUCUAGGAUACAGUAUGUUAUACACAAUGCUCUAAUUGCCCCAGAGUUCCUGGUGUGACAUGGAAACCUGGUGGUGUGGAAGUGUGUACUCGAAUAUAGAUAUAUGGCUUAUCCAGGAUGGAAAUACUAUAGCUCUUAUUUCCAUUUCAAGUCCUUUUGUUAGGAGAGGGUCAGGGGAGGCCAGAAGAAAGGAAAGAGUUAUAAAGCAAAAUGGCAUCGUUACUUAAUAAAAUGUCGUAAAUAAUUGUAAACUUCUUGAAAAGCUUAAUGCGAUUUAAACUUCGCAACUUGUGUUGAAGGUUGAGAACUCUUUCCUCCUCCAAAAUGCCCUCCUUCCUCUUCUUCAGUUAACCAGCACAAAGCAUUUUGAAGGGUUAAUCUGGGUCCCUUUGUAAGAUAGUCCUUUGUUAUAUUGUAGGUAAUCAGAUGGUUUUGCAGUUGGCUUCUAUUAUCAUUCAGUCUUUGGGAAAGACUGCAGAAUCCAGGGGUCUAAACAUGGGGUUAGGCAGGCUUUUUAUUCAUGGCUUGGACCUUACCUAAGAAAGUCUGUUUUGUGUCUUAGUUGGUUGAAGGUAGUACGUAAUUCAUGGGGGUGGGUGAGAAUCUUGUCAGAGGCUUUGUGGAUUUGUAGUUGCCAUGGCUACUACAGAGGGGGCCAUUUGUUGGACGAAUGCACUAAUCACUUAUGCCUUUGGGUCCCCAGUUCAAAUCCUUCCAUCAGACUGGAGCCUCAGACGGGGGCAGGGAGGCAGCCACCUCCUAGUGCCUGAUAGUCUGUCAUCUACAUCUGUUUCUCAGAAGCAUCAGGAAAGGUAAGAUGACUUAGAGGCCACCAGCCACAUCAGAAGAGCAGGGUUAUUUCUCAGAAUUUGCACAUGCAGCACUCGGCUCUGGCUGAUGUUUGCAGCUCUGGAAGGCAGAGAAGUUAUGAAGUAAUCUCCAGCUGCCUUGAGGCAGGUGACGGUAUAAACUAGUGAGGACUGUUCAGUUUGCCAAGGCUGAUUGGAUUGGGUCACUGAGCCUGGUAUCCAUGGUCACUGACCAUAAAGCCUGUGAAAAGUGGAAACAAGAAAGGAGGCUGAAUAACUCAGUCACUGUCAUAAGUGUUCUUUUUAAACAGGCAGGUUUUACCACCAAAGCAGAGAUAUCCUUCGUGGUCACUCUUUGCAGAUGUGAAAGCUGGGAAACUUGACUUUCCAUUUUGGUGAUGACUUGCAUUUAUCUGGUGCCUUCAUUGGGGGAAUCCCAAAGUGCUUUAGAGACUGCCUUUUCAUAUCUCUUGUACAUAAAGACACUUGUAUAAAAUGUUAUUUUGCCCAUCCUGGAACUUCAGUCACUUCUGAGCAUGAGAAUGUCCUAAUAGCAUCAUGUACUUCAAGCAGUGGUUUCAGAUGAGAGGGAGAGAGAACCCAGCUGGCUUGAACCCUGGAGUUAUUCCCACAAAAGAUGGAGACACAACUGUGAUCCGGGGAGAAAGAACAUUCCUCUCUCUUAUGUAGCAGUUUCUUCUGGGCCCUGAAACUAAUCCGGGGCGGGGCAGGUCAGAUGAAUUUUCUGCUCUGUUUCUGAAAUUAAGAAAACAAUUAUGAGGUGACAUCUUUGACCACCAGGCUGUCAGACUGACCCAUAAACUUCCUUUCAGGGAACAGAGUAAAAGCUUCAGAUCACCUAUUCCCAGCUGAGGGCUUGAAAGAAGCCUCAGUCCCUUCAUUUUGAAGGUUGUUCUUUUCAAUGCCAUUGGGACAAAUAUAUGGGUCAGGCUUUUCUUGAACUAUAUGUGAUAAGCAUUUUGAAAGUGCUGGCUGGGCAGUGACACUGUGUCUUUACUGCAUAGAUGCAUAUUGGUUAUAGGUUUGUGUUUUCUGCCAAACACCCGCAUUUCCUGCGUUUGCUCCUGAGAAGGGGCAUGUUGUAAUGCCGAGCUGAUUUGUAGCUCCUAAGGUAGUAAUUGGUAUUUAAUACUUGGAUUUGUUAUUUCUACUUAUCUUAGCAUUCAAAUAAUUCAACUACCUGCUAAUUCUUGCUUCCUUUCAAAGAACAUGAUCUAUUCUGCACUUUGGGAUAGCAGUGAUCUGUACAGGCUAUGUGUUAUCUACUCGAAGGCUUAACUGGUAUUUCUUGUAUGUUUUAACAGCAUGACUUGUUACCGAGUUGUAAUUUUAAAAAUUGAGAACGCUGUAUUUGCGCUGUCAGUUUCAACACUCAUUAACACGCUACUGUGCGGGCAAGGACGCAGCCCCGCUGAACCAUUAUGUCUAAUGGCUACACUUGAGUCUCCUGGCCUCAACUGGGCAAGGAGGAGGAACACCGACACGCUCAGGACUCCAGGCUUAAACAGCAUGCGGAUUAAACAGAAAACAAAACAACAAAAAAAGAUUUAUGCUCCCUGAAGGCACUUCAAUUUCUUGUGGAGAGGCAAAUACAAGGGCGUUCAA
Molecule: messenger RNA, 5061 nt
Organism: Camelus dromedarius (Arabian camel)
Lineage: Eukaryota; Metazoa; Chordata; Mammalia; Artiodactyla; Camelidae
Gene: KCNS2
Product: potassium voltage-gated channel modifier subfamily S member 2
Exons: 2
Coding region: 85-1518 (477 amino acids)
Biological process (GO): regulation of delayed rectifier potassium channel activity; protein homooligomerization; potassium ion transmembrane transport
Cellular component (GO): membrane; voltage-gated potassium channel complex
Molecular function (GO): protein binding; voltage-gated potassium channel activity
Source: RefSeq, a predicted model, not a curated record